UCCGUCUGCAAGCCUACUGUCGACGACGACGGCCAGUGUGUAGCGGGUUUUUUUUUAAUUUUAAUUUUUUUUUUUACCAUCGUUAUUACCGUCGUUGUUGUUUUUAGUCGUUGUUGUAGUUAUUGUUGUUGUUGUUGUCGUUUUUAUAUUAUUAUUAUUAUUAUUUAUUUUACUACUAUUAUUAUUAUUAUUAUUAUUAUUAUUAAUAUUAUUAUCAUUAUCAUCAUCGACAUCGCUACACUGUUAUUCAAUCAUUCGGUCGGCCGACGACAGACACCCGACCGCUGUGAGUUGUCACAUCGUUAUCGUCACCGUCAUUAUUUCGUAUUCGUUUUUAAUUUUUUUUUAAAUAAGUCCGUUCUGUUUGUUCGCGUUUGCCUGAAUCGCAUACACUUAUCAUCGGAUAAUAUUUAAUAUACUAUUAUUAUAUCGUCACCGUCUUCCGCGACCGUCAACCGUCGGACACGAGUGAUCGGCAAUACCAUCGACAAGACGGACAGCAGACCGGAAUGGUGGUGCGGCCGCGGCCCGCGAUGGAUUGCGACGAAUUGCGUGUCGUGCGGGCGCACCGUGCACCGUCGUCGGCGCGGCACUGAGACAAAAGGUCCAACGACGAUUGCCAGACGAAUGGGCGGAAAAAGAUUGACGGUUGACGGUCCGGUGUCCGGUUGAUGGCCGCGGAACGCGAUGCGGGCACCGGAUUCGAAAACAACGGCUGCGGCGGCCCGCGGCUGCCACCAAUCGGCGCGGCGGUGCGGUGGACGGCCGCGGCCGCCGCGGCCGCCGCACAGCCGGACAGUCAGAAGGAGAUCAGGUUCCCGGUCACAAAGCAGCCACCACCGUCCGCGCCGGCGCAGGCGCAGGAGCUGUACCGGCGGUUGCACAGCCGGUCGCUGUCGUCGCUGCCGCCCGAGCCGUUCAUGAUAAUGCGGUCGAAGGCCCUCAACCGGAGAGUGUGCAUAAACGUGGGCGGCGUCAAGCACGAGAUACUGUGGCGGACCCUGGAGCGGCUGCCGCACACCAGGUUGGGCCGGUUGAGGGACUGCAACACGCACGAGGCCAUUGCCGAGCUUUGCGACGACUACUCGUUGGCCGACAACGAGUACUUCUUCGACAGGCACCCGAAAUCGUUCAGCUCGGUGUUGAACUUCUACAGGACGGGCAAGCUGCACCUGGUGGACGAGAUGUGCGUGCUGGCGUUCAGCGACGAUCUGGAGUACUGGGGCGUCGACGAGCUGUACUUGGAGUCGUGUUGCCAGCACAAGUAUCACCAGCGCAAGGAGCACGUGCACGAGGAGAUGCGGAAGGAGGCCGAGUCGCUGAGGCAGCGCGACGAGGAGGAGUUCGGCGAGGGCAAGUGCGCGCACUACCAGAAGAUGCUGUGGGACCUGCUCGAGAAGCCCACCACCAGCAUCGCGGCAAGGGUGAUAGCUGUGAUAUCGAUACUGUUCAUCAUUAUGUCGACGGUGGCGCUGACGCUCAACACGAUACCGUCGCUGCAAGUGGAGACGAAGGGGGUGAUCCAGGACAACCCGGUGUUCGCCAUGGUGGAGCUGGUGUGCAUCACGUGGUUCACCCUCGAGUAUCUGCUCCGGUUCAGCGCGUCGCCCAACAAGUGGAAGUUCUUCAAGGGCGGCCUGAAUGUGAUCGACCUGCUGGCCAUACUACCGUACUUCGUGUCGCUGAUACUGGUGGCAGAAACGGACAAGACGGACACGCACCAGUUCGACGACGUGCGCCGCGUCAUACAGAUAUUCCGAAUCAUGCGCAUACUCCGCAUACUCAAACUGGCCCGGCACUCCACCGGCCUGCAGAGCCUCGGGUUCACGUUGCGCAACUCGUACAAAGAGCUGGGUCUGCUCAUGCUGUUUCUGGCCAUGGGCGUGCUGAUAUUCUCCAGUCUGGCGUACUUCGCCGAGAAGGAGGAGCCGGGCACCAAGUUCCUGUCCAUACCCGAGACGUUCUGGUGGGCCGGCAUCACCAUGACCACCGUUGGCUACGGCGACAUAUACCCGACCACGGCCCUGGGAAAGGUCAUCGGCGGCGUCUGUUGUAUCUGCGGCGUGCUGGUCAUUGCGCUGCCCAUUCCAAUUAUCGUCAACAAUUUUGCCGAGUUCUAUAAAAACCAGAUGCGACGAGAGAAGGCGCUCAAGCGGCGCGAGGCGUUGGAGCGUGCCAAGCGCGAGGGAAGCAUCGUGUCCUUCCAUCACGUCAACCUCCGGGACGCGUUCGCCAAGAGCAUGGACCUGAUUGACGUGAUCGUCGACAACGAGAGCGACAUUCCGAAGCUGUCCAAGCAGAAUUCGCUAAGAUCACACGUUGGCAGCAAUUAUUCGCAGUACGACGGGACAAGCAGCGGCAGCGAGACGGUCCCGUUGAAGCCGGCACCGGCGCGGGGUGCCGCGACCGCCAAACCGGAACAUCAGACGCUGUUGGACAUCGACAAUCCGGAACAAAACGCCAAUUCGUUUGGAAAACCGUUCGAGAGCUCGGAGAAUAUGACCGUGAGUUGUUUUAUCGAAAAAUUAGACGAAAAUUUCAAUGAGUUCGAAUGUUGCUCUUGUAGACAAAAGGAGGUCAAGGAGUACUUGGACGCGGAACACCUGACACCGUACCCGACCAGCGAUCUGCGAACGCCACUCAGCGUGGAGAUGAGAACGCUCAAGGAGGCCGACGGAUCGUCGUCUGGCGGCGGUCAGUGGCGUUCGCGCAACGAGGUGGGCAGCGUUGACAGUUCGGACACGUACAUCAGCUGCAAGUCGCAACCGUUCCAUUCACAGGGUGACCUGACUGCAGCCGACGACCUUCACGACACCGUUUUCGAGCCAGCCGCUCACGUCCCGGCCAGUGGCCCAAUCACCGCCGGUAAGGGCAGUGGCGUCAACGACUCCAACCUGUAUGUCAACCCCCUGGAGAGCGCCGGUGGCAAAGGUGGCAAAGGAGGCCCACCCCGGAGCUUGGGCACGUCGCCGAUGGACGAGUGCAAGGAGUUCUCGGGCCGGACUGCGGCAGUCGGUAGUCGCGGAAGCCUCAACGAAACGGCCAAACAGCGGAAGACGAGAUUUUCGCAACAAUCAAACAUAGGAGAAAGUUUUUUUGGCCGAUCGUCUCAGGAAAGUUUGGAUGGCGGCGCACGAAAACGACGACCUUCGUUCGGGUUGUCGUCAAAAACAUUGACUAAUGCUACGAGAAUAAUCAAUCAACAUUUGUUCGGUUUACCGCUAAUAUCUAAUAAAACAGGGAAAAGCGGCAAGUCCUCGCCGUCGGUGUCGGCUGAAUCGAUAAACCGUUCGCCGGAACCGCAUCGGAGGUCCAAGUCGAUACUGAAACGGCACCAGAACCAAGGGUCGUCGCAGACAUCGCAAGACUCGCCGUCCGGAAACCACGCUAGGAUAGGCAUCCGGAGGACGGCACACGUGGACCCGGAAACGGAAAAGCUCAUACCCGACAAUCUGUCCGACUGUUCGCCGGGCAAGAGUCCGAUGUCCCCGCAGCAGCAGCAGCAGCAGCAGCAGCUCCAACCGCCACUGCAGGAGCAGCAGCAGCAGCAACCCCAGUCGCCACUGCCGCUGCCACUGCCGCUGCCACUGCAGCAGCAACAUCCGCAACAGCCGCGACACAACAACAACCACCACCACCAGCAGCAAAACCACCACCGCCGGAACAACAACCACCACCACAACAACAACAACAACGGCCGGACCACCGGUGGCGGCAGUGGCGUCGGAGGCGGCGGCAGAGCGCCCGUCGAAGUGGCGCUGCUGCAGGACCUGCUCGAAGACUCGGGCGGACCGAUAUUCAUAUGUCCGCCACCGCCGCCCAUGAACGACAACACCGACAAGAGGUACUCGUAGCCGCCGCAUUACGGGCCUACUAUAUAUUAUAUACGUAUAUUAUGAUAUUAUGUGUGAAAUCGUAUUUUUGCCACUCUCGCAGCAAGCAAAAUUCGCAGACGCACGCGUAGAAUUUAUAAUACGAAGACAAUAAUAUAAUAUAAUUAUAAUAUAAUAAAUAUAUAUAUAUAUAUAUAUACACAACUCGCUCGCCAUUAGCUAUAUACAUGUAGUAUAUUAUUAUAUAUAUGUUUUAUUAUAUUGUACGAUAUAUAAUAUAUUAAAUGUACCACAACAGCAGCACGGUCGUCGGGAAUCAAGUGUGCCGCCACUGAAGCAGUGAAACCGCGAGCGUAUAUUACGAGCGCAUCCUAACUAUUAGUCGCUAUACGUACCUAUAUGUGUAAAUUUUUUAUAAAUUUGUCGACGCGCAGUCGACGUUUGCAAGAACACCGCCCGGCUGGGGUACCUAUAUAUAGUGGUCGCGCCUUCGUAUUAUUUUAACAAUACAUUUUACGUACCAUAUAAUAAUAAUAAUAUGUAUCAUGUAUGUAUACGACCGCGAGAACAACGUAUAUAUUAUAAUAAUAUUAUGUAUUUAUAUGAUAUAUUAUAUUAUAUGUAGAUUUUUAACUAUAACGCAACUCUCGUUUUUUCUAAGAGAUAUUUUCAAAUUUAAAUCAUAAUAUAUAUGAGAAAUGCUCAUUUUAUCAUCAUCAUUAGAUUGUAAUAAUUAUAUUUAGUCUCGGAGUAAGUGAAGAAAACGAAAUAUAAUCAUUUACCGUAGUACGUAGAUAAUUGUAAAGGACGCUUCUUUUUAGGCUUCCUAUCAGUCAACUGUUAUUUUAAUCAUCGCCAUCAUCACCAACGUAAUCAUUACCGCAUCAUCAUCGUCAUCAAAAUCAUCAUCGUCGUCGUCGUCGUCGUCAUUGUAAUAUGUUAUGUACGUGGUGUACAAUAUUUUCGUGUCGCAACGAUUUUGUUCCAUACAUCGGCAUACGCAUCGUCGUGUUAACCCGAGUUCAACCCGUUUGACGUUCAAAAUACACGUUGCCAAACUAUAACAAUCUAUCAAAAAAUUACAACUAUAUACAAUGUUACUGUUUUUGUUAAGGAAAAAAAUCAAAAAAAAAAAAAACAAAAAAAAACAAUUUCUUCGGGUCAAUUUUCUUUCCUAAAUUUCUUUAUAUAAUAAUCAAACGUUACCUACCUGUAAUUUGAUUUUUUUUUUUUUUAAUAAUAAAAAUUAAAGACUGGGAAGCAAAUGAUGAAUUCAUUAUAACAUUAACAGGAAAUUAAGCAUGCAUUUUGCACUGGCCUUUUAUAAUUAUAUUUUAAUUUAAUUAUAUAUAUAUUAUUAAUAAUUAUACUUUAUACCCACUUGGCACAAAAAUAAAUUUUAUCGCUACGCAAAAUUAAUUUUUAACGCGAUCUCAAUUUGAUAUAUACCGACGGUAGUAAAUUUAAAAUGUAUAAUGAUAUUUUGUGAAAGUAUUUUAGGAAGAAAGCAAUAUUGUAGUUAAAUAUAAUUGCGUAGUUGACCUAAUCAUGUAAUUUUAAUUGGAUUUAAAAACGAAAACAUUGUAUACGUACCAACCGAUAUAGGUACGCAAAAAUUGUAAUGUGCAUUGAGCACAAUUUUUUUUAUAGUUCGGUCGAAACGAGUAAAUUAUUAGUAUAGAAGUACAUAAUAUUAAUAUACGAACAAAAUUAUAGUUUCCGUUUUUUAAUUCGCCUGUGAUUUAUCUUUUGUUAAGUUUAUAAAAUAUGUGUAUGUAUAUGUGCAACAAUAUACAUAACAAUGUUAUUGAGCA
Metopolophium dirhodum (rose-grain aphid) is the source of this 5647-nucleotide messenger RNA. RefSeq names its product potassium voltage-gated channel protein Shab (gene Shab). Gene Ontology annotation, cellular component: membrane; voltage-gated potassium channel complex. NCBI's taxonomy places the organism in Eukaryota, Metazoa, Arthropoda, Insecta, Hemiptera, Aphididae. Gene Ontology annotation, molecular function: protein binding; delayed rectifier potassium channel activity. The coding region runs from base 672 to 3854 and encodes 1060 amino acids. Gene Ontology annotation, biological process: protein homooligomerization; potassium ion transmembrane transport. The transcript has 10 exons. The record is from RefSeq and is a predicted model, not a curated record.